This is a messenger RNA of Drosophila grimshawi, 9079 nucleotides long. RefSeq lists its product as uncharacterized. NCBI's taxonomy places the organism in Eukaryota, Metazoa, Arthropoda, Insecta, Diptera, Drosophilidae. The record is from RefSeq and is a predicted model, not a curated record. The transcript has 7 exons. The coding region runs from base 19 to 8967 and encodes 2982 amino acids.
GGGUGAAACCCAUUGAUCAUGAGAGUGGCCACAGUAGGAGUAGCUCUGCUACUUCUGGUAUUAUAUGCCAAUAAUCCAAGUGAUGCUUGGACGCAUAAUUGGCACACGGGUCCAAUAAAUUGUUAUGUAUGCUCCAGUUUAGAGGAGUGCUCCGCAAGCUCGGGCCAGCUGCACAAAUGUGAGAAUAACGAUGCCCAGAGUUGUAUGGCAGUCUUCGCAAGCGAUGGAUCAGUGAUCCAACGUGGCUGCAGCGAUAACUUGGCGACAACUUGCAGCGAUGAGGAUACGGACUGCUACGAGUGCCGUUCCAGUGGCUGCAACAAUCUGAAGACCAACACACAAAUGAUUGACUGUCUGGCGUGCGAUGCCCAAGAUGAUGAAAGCUGCGUCUUCGACUACGAAGUGAUUACGGAUACCCGCAAGUGUAAUGAGAAAUGUAUCACUGCGCUUUAUUCCCGCACCAGCGAUGAGGGUUCUCCAUUGGAACUUGUACGCACUUGCCUGGACGAUCUGGACCUGGAUGAUCGCGACGCCUGCGUCGAGGGGACUCUGCCCAACUGUGCACCCUGCAGUACCUCCAAGUGCAACACGGCCGAUAUGGGUGCCCGCGGCAUGUGCAACUUUUGCACCGAUGGCAAAUGCGACAAACCAGAGUCAAAGACGUGCCGCGCUGUCGCCGCCAGUGGAGAGGAGCAGUGCUUCAUCCAGCUGGAUGAAUCCGGCAAAAUUAAUGAGCUGGGUUGCCUCAGUCAAUAUAAUAUCAGCGAUGCUGCGGUCUUGCAGAGUGAGAAGCGCCUUUGGCUCUGCUCCGGCUGGAAUUGCAAUGUGAUCUCCGCAUUGCCCACCGAAAAAACAUGUAAAGUCUGCAGCUCCCGCACUGAUCCCGAUUGCGCCAUUGAACCAUCUGCAUUGAUUUCCGAAACGGAAUGUUCACAUCCCUUAUUCACUGAUUGCUAUACCCUGUUGCGCGAUGAUGGAAACACAGAACGCGGCUGCCUCACCACCCUGGACACGGAGGAUUAUGUUGAAUGUGCCGGCGGUCUCAAUGCCACCAAAUGUGUGACUUGUUCGGGCGAUAACUGCAAUAUUAAGCUGCAACCAGAGACUGAACGUCUAACUUGCCACAUCUGCGACUCCAGCGUGGAUGACACUUGUGAGGGGGCGCCCAAUGCUGAAUCUCUUUGCCUGCUACAUCAGCUGGAUCAGAAAUGUGUGACAACCAUCGACUCCAAUGGCAACACGCUGCGUGGCUGUGCCAGCUCCCUGAGCUGUGUGAGCGACGACAGCAAAAGCUGCAAUCACUGUUUGGGCAAGAACUGCAACAACCAAAAUCUGAAGAGGCGGGCCGAUGGUCAGCCGGGUCAGUGGGGUCAGGAGUUGCCACUGAGCUGUCAGAGCUGCACCGAUUCGACCACCUGUGCCAGUAGCAAUCUCGAGGAGAUUGCAUGCGCUGCCAAGGAUGAGUAUUGCAUGACAGUGUUCGAUGACACGGGCAAGGUGAAUGCACGCGGCUGCAGCAAUGUGGUGGAAGCCUCCUUCGGCGACUACUGUGAUGCGAAUACGGGCAAGUGCCACAACUGUAACUCAAAUGGGUGCAACAGCGCCACAUCGCUGGACAGCUACAACGAGUGCGUCUACUGUGAUGCCAGCCAGAAUGAGGAUUGUGUGAAGAAUCCCCCAGCAAUAACAGACAGACGUCUUUGCAAUGGUCAGUGCAUGACGGCAAUAAGGAAACAAGAGGGUACUGAUUUAUAUGCUCUCGUGCGCGGCUGCCUAGACGACAAGGAUGCAGAGGAUCAAGCGACCUGUGCCGCUGGCACAGACAAAGAAUGUGUCGCAUGCACGGGCGAUGCCUGCAACAUGAAUGAUGUGAUCGGGAGUUCGCUCAGCUGUUAUAUCUGCGAUAACAAAGAUAACUGCCAAGAUCCAGACCAGGCUGCCUGUCUUCACUUUAGUCCCACAGAUCGUUGUUAUACUCUAUUCGAUGAUACCGCAUCGGUUGCGAGUCUCGGUUGUCUCUCCGACCAGGAGCCAGACUUUGUCGACAAGAAUCUGGAGAAUUUGAUAUUAUGCACAGAGAAUAACUGCAAUUCCUUCGAGAAUUUGCCAAAGCCAAACGAAUGUGCGAUCUGCUCUUCCUUGGAUGAUGUAAAUUGUGCAGUUGAUCCCAGCAAGGUCACCCAACUCGAUAACUGCAAUGUGAUGCCCCAAACUAGCUGCAUGUCGCGUAUACACUCAGAUGGUUCCACACAGCGCGGCUGUGUGAGCAACUUGGCUAAAGCUGAGCUCCGGUCCUGCCUGUUGGGUGAGGGCAACUGUGAGAUGUGCGAAGGCUCCAUGUGCAACAUAGAGAUUUAUCCGGCUGAUCGUCGUCGCUGCCAACGCUGCAACUCCAAUGAUGAUCCCAACUGUGGCUCAGCGCCUGACGCCUCCGGCGUUUGUCCACGCCACGAUGACAGCAAGGGCUGCAGCGUCAAGUUGGUGAAUGGUGCCACAUAUCGUGGCUGCGAGACGGAAUUCGUGUGCGAUCCGGCGGAUAAACAAUACUGUCGCUCCUGCAGCGGUGAUAAUUGCAACGUUGUAGAUCUGGAGAUCUGGAAUAUUGGCUAUCCAGGCAAAUGGGCGACACCACCAAUUAAUUGCUAUACCUGCGAAGGUGUCGAGUGUCAAGGCUCCAGCUUAGGUUCCCUGCAAAAGUGCGCCAACAACAAUGAACAGAAUUGUGCCACAGUCUUUGCGAGCGAUGGAUCCGUGAUCCUGCGAGGCUGCACUGAUCAGCUGUACGCCGAUGCUGAACUAACCCAAUACUGCGAUGCGACACCAGGCAGUUGCAAGCAGUGUAAAUCGAGUGGAUGCAACAAUGCCAAGCAGCUGGAUGCCUACGUGGACUGUGUCCUUUGCGAUGGAACGGAUCAAGCUGCCUGCGUUCGCAGUGUUGGCGAUAUUACACGUAAAGUAUCCUGUCAGGGCAGCUGCUUCACCGGACUCUAUGCACGCUCCAAAGUGGAUCCGGAUUCACCAUUGGAGAUGGCACGUGGCUGUCUGGAUGAUCUGGAAUAUGAUGAUCGUCUCGCUUGUGCCGACGGCAAUAUGGAAAACUGUGUUGCCUGCACUGAAGCCAGUUGCAAUAAGAACGAAGUCCCCGAAGAACGUCUUAGCUGCAACUACUGUGACGAUGAGGAAUGCGACGAAAUUAGCUCACAGACUUGUGUCUCAUAUCGCAGCAGCGACCAGUGCUAUAUCCAUGUGGGCGAUCUCAAAAUCGAGAGCAUGGGCUGUGCCAGUGAUCUGGAGACGUCUUUCCUCCAAUUGAAUCGUCGGGACUUGUAUCUCUGCAGUGGCAAGGACUGCAAUACUAAGGAUGUCCUUAAUCUUCGUGGUAACUGGUGUGUCUUUUGCAACUCCAAAUCCCAAUCCUCAUGUAUUGAAGGAACUUCACUGGCUAGCCCCUUGUGUGAGCAUUACUUAACUCCGGACUGCUACACGCACAUCGAUGACGAUGGUGUUUUGCACCGUGGCUGUUUGAUGGACAAGGAUGACGAACUCUUUGACGAUUGCACCAGCGGCAAUAGCACCACUUGUGAGAUAUGCAUGGGAGACUUUUGCAACAAUGAACUGUAUCCCGCUGACCGGCAGAGUUGUUUGCAGUGCGACUCCGAGACCGAUGAGGACUGCGAGAAGAACCCAGCUACAUAUGCCAAAUACUGUAGAAUUUACGAAUCCGGCGAUGUCUGCGUGACUAGCUUGGAAAACGGACGCACUCGUCGGGGCUGCCAGUCAGAGGUCAACUGCGAUGCCAGCCAGGUGGGCAAGUGUCGCAUCUGCGAGGAUGGCAAUUGCAACUCAGUUAAUUUGGCUGGCAGCUAUGUGGGUGAGCCGGGCAAGUGGCAGGAUUUGCCAUUGAGCUGCCAUGUUUGCACGGAUUUAGAGAGCUGCGCUAGUGUGACCACACCAACAAAGUGCGAGGGCAACAACAAACAACUCUGCUCCACAGUAUUUAAUGUUGACGGCAAUGUGAUUGCCCGGGGAUGCAGCGAUGCCGUCAUCGAAGAGCAUGCCAGCUAUUGUGAGUCGGAUAUAGAGAAGUGUCCGUUGUGCAAGUCGAAUGGCUGCAAUAAUGCUGAUAGUCUGGACACCUAUGUCGAGUGCUAUCAGUGCGAUGCUGAGCAUGAUCCGAACUGUGCCUGGGAGAAGCCCACAAAGACGCGCCAAUGCCAGAGCCAAUGCAUGACGGGCAUGUAUCCGCGUAGCUCUGCUGUUGACUCCGCUCUGCUGCCCACACGCGGCUGCCUGGAUGAUCUGGAGCAGGAAGAUCGCGAUCAAUGUGCUGAGGGUAAGCACGCCAGUUGUACAGCCUGCUCGGGACCAUUGUGUAAUGGUGAGGACAUUGUGAAGACACCUCAAGAGUGCUAUGUGUGCGAGGAUUCGGAAUGCGUAGAUGCGAUAACAUCCAAGUGUCUGGCUUACAAGGAAAAGGAUCAAUGCUACUUAGCUUUUGUUGAUCAGAGCAUUGUUGGCAUGGGCUGUGCGAGUGACUUUGAGACUGAGGUCAUUAACGAACUGGUGGCCCAGGGAAGUCUAUUGCUCUGUGAGGGUCAGAAUUGCAAUUAUUACGAUAUCAUACCCGAUGUAAAUAUCUGUCUACAAUGCAACUCCCUCAUCGAUCCUCGCUGUGCCACCAAUCCCAAUCAGUUAUUAACAACCAGCCCUUGCGCCUCGCUACCCUAUACGCAGUGUGUGACACAUGUCGAUGCAGCUGGAACAACGACUCGUGGCUGUCUGUCAGACGUGGAGAGCACUGACUUUUAUGACUGCCUCAUGGGCAACUCGGCCAAGUGCCAAACGUGUACGGGCAGCAAUUGUAAUGGACUCACUGUAUUCCCAGCGGACCGUCGUCUUUGCCAUCAGUGCGACUCUGCCAGUGAUCCUUUGUGCGCUAGUGCGCCCAGCAGUAGCGCCGUCUGUCCCAUUUACGAUGAGAAAGAGUCUUGCGUGACGACUUUGGUAAAUGAUAUCACCCAUCGCGGUUGUGGCUCCAGCUUGAGCUGCUCGGAUCCCAGUGAUUCGAACACCUGCCGCAUCUGCAGCGACAAUGCCUGCAACACCAUCGACUUGAACCGUUUGAAUAUUCAUGGCUCUCCAGGCAUCUGGCAACAGACCCCAAUCAGCUGCCUCACCUGUGCUAAUGCCGAAGAAUGUAAGUCUGGCAGUGGUCAGCUGGAGAAGUGCUCGGGCAACGAUAAUUGUGCGACAGUCUUUGACGCGACUGGGGAUGUUGUAACCUCACGUGGCUGCUACAAUGCAUUGGACACUUCUGCGUCCAGCUAUUGUGAUUCGCAACCCGACAAUUGUCCACGUUGUAAUUCCAAUGGCUGCAAUGUGGCCGAUAGCCUCAAUAGUUACGUUGAGUGCUUGGUGUGCGACUCCAGCGCGGAUCCCAAUUGUGUGAAUGAUGUCAGCAAGAUCCAUAGAACACGUCAGUGCAAUGCCGCUUGCAUGUCCGCCUUCCGACCACUCUUCGGCGAGGAGACAAGUAAUCCCAGUUACGCUCUGGUGCGCAAUUGUAACGAUGAUUUGGAGGAGGAAGAUCGCACCAGCUGCGGCACCGAGGCCAACAAGCAUUGUGCCAGCUGCACUGAUGCCAUGUGUAACAAGGACGAUCUGGUGGCCGAGCGACACAGUUGCCUCAUCUGCCGCGGCGAUGACUGUCAGGAUCCUCAGCCAGCAAGUUGCGCCAACUAUCGCGAGACGGACGAAUGCUUCAUUCAGUUCGAUGAGCAACGAUCAAUUGUUGCCCAUGGUUGCCUUAGUGAGUAUAGUCACGAGGAUAUCCACGAGCUGCAGCGUUCCAAGCGAUUGCUGACCUGCAAGGAUGAUAAUUGCAACACGCUGGACUUGAUCCAGGAGCCACAGACCUGUGUUCUCUGCAGUUCACGCACAGAUCUAAAUUGUGCCGACAAUCCAGGCGGGGUGAACAGCGAGACUAGUUGUCUGAUUUCGGGUCUGCCCGAGUGUUAUUCCCGUGUGCUGCAGGAUGGCAGUACGGAACGUGGCUGCCUGUCCAGUCUUGAGGAUGACGAGUUCUUGGGCUGCUACGAUGGCACCGCCAAGGGAUGUUCUUCCUGCGUGGGUGAUCACUGCAACAAGAAAAUCUAUCCCACAGAUCGUACUUCCUGUCACAUUUGUAACUCGGAGACCGAUCCCAAUUGUGAAUCGACGCCGAGCAGUCUGUCUAUUUGCCCCCUCUAUGCUGAAGAAGAUACCUGUGUGACGAAUCUGCGAGGCGAUAUCACCUACAGAGGAUGCUCCAGUUCGAUCAGUUGUGAGCCCAACUCCAAGACCUGUGUCAUCUGCAGUGGAGAUGGCUGCAACGUUGCCGAUUUGAAUGCCUACGCCGAUGAUAAUCAUGGCAAGUGGCAGGAUUUGCCCCUGACUUGCCUUACCUGUACGGGUGAUGGCUGCCUGGAGAGCAGCAUCAGUUCCGAACGCUGUGAGGCCAAUAACGAACAGGACUGUAUGACCGUAUUCAAUGCGGACGGAGUCGUUACCGGUCGCGGCUGUCAGGAUGUCAUUGAGCAGGAUGCGACUCUCGGCAGCUACUGUGCAAACAAUGCCGAUAAGUGUCCCGUUUGCAAGUCUAACGAUUGCAACUCGGCGACAGCAAUCACGCAAUACAACAGCUGCAUCUACUGUGACUCCUUCAAGAGCACAUCCUGCCUAUGGGAUCCCACUAGCACCGCACACAAGCGUCGUCAGUGCCAAGGUGAUUGCAUGACUGCGCUCUACGGCAGUGCCGAGGAUGGCUUGGAUCUGAUACGCACCUGUCUGAAUGACAAAGAGCAGGAUGCACAAUUAGUCUGUUCCGCUGACAAAGAUGCCAAUUGCGCCUCCUGCUCCGGAGAUGCUUGCAAUGUGCAGUCGCUGCCCACAGAUCGUGUUAGCUGCUUCCACUGCGAGAACGGUGACUGCGAGGAACCCACGACGAAGCUGUGCGCAAUUUACAAACCGAACGACAGUUGCUACCUGUGGGUGGAUGAGGAGAACAGCAUUAAGCAAUUGGGCUGCCUGAGCUCAUUCCGCGAUCAGGAUCUAGAGAGUGUGAUCAAAACGAAACGAAUUGCUGUCUGCGAGGGCAACAAUUGCAAUACGCCACAAAUGCCAUCGCCAGUCAAGUGUGCAAUCUGUGAUUCUCGUACAGAUCCCACAUGUGCCACAACUCCUUUGGCAGUUGCCCAAUUUAAGACCUGUAACCAGUUCCCGCAUCCACAAUGUAUGACGAGAUUGGAGGAUGAUGGUUCAACAAUUCGUGGUUGUCUUUAUGAUCUACCACAGGCGCACUUUGCUGGCUGCCUGCUGGGCAAUGACGAAAACUGCGAGGUGUGUGAAAAGGAUGGAUGUAAUCGCGAUAUCUUCCCUGCUGACCGACAGCAGUGCUACACUUGCACCUCCUCAGACGACAGUAGCUGCGUUUCCAACCCAACUCAAGCUGCAGCCUGUGCUUUGCUGACUGAUGAGGAGACUUGCCAGACAUCGCUGGAUAGCAAUGUGACAAUCCGUGGCUGCAGCAGCUCCGUCAAAUGCAGUGCCAGUGAUUAUCACAAUUGUCGCAAUUGCGUUGGCAGCAAGUGCAAUUCAAUUGAUUUGGCCAAUCGUGUGGAUGAUGGACAGCAUGGCCUAUUCCAAGAGCUACCCUUGAAGUGUCACACGUGCGCCGGAGAGCAUUGCCUCAGUUCCUUGGGUCCAGCCGUAAAAUGUACACCAAAUGUUGAGCAGGAUUGCAAAACGGUCUUUGAGUUGGAUGGCAAGAUUGUGCGUCGUCGUGGAUGUGCCGAUGAUGUGGAUGACUAUGAAGAUCUCUACUGUCGCCAGAAUCCCACGCUAUGCGUUAAGUGUAAAUCAAAUGAAUGCAACGAUGCCUGGAACUUGGAGGAUCUUACUACCUGUAUCUUCUGCAACUCAGCAAAGGAUAGCAAAUGUGUUACGUAUCCACAGAGCGCAGAUUUGGAGAGUCGCCAGUGUCAGGGCAAGUGUAUGGUGGCAAUGUCUGGCCAUGAUCUGGUGCGCAGUUGCCUAAGCGACAAGGAACUCUUCGAUCGUACUGCCUGCACCAGCGAUGAAAGUGGCACGAACUGUGCCACCUGCGAUAAUGGAGAAUGCAACACAUUUGCUUAUCCAGCAGAUCGUCUCAGCUGCCACGUUUGCACUGACGCCAACAACUGCGACACGAGCCGUGCGGAAUCCUGUGCGGCCUAUGAUAAGGAUGACUUUUGCUUUGCCAAGUACAAGGAUGGCGUUGUCGAUAUAAUGGGUUGCGCGAGCAAUCAGAAUAGCGAUGAUCUGGAUCAAUGGCGCUCUUCGAAUCUGUUAUACGAAUGCAAAACGAAAGAUUGCAACGAAUUGACUCGAUUGCCCUCGAGCGGCACCUGUAUUUCCUGUGACUCCAGUAAAACACCCGAGUGCGCCCAGUCGCCCACUGAGGUGAGCACCACGGACACCUGCCACGCCCCAUUAGCGGAUUGUGUUACCCGAUUGGAGAAUGGUCACACAAUACGUGGCUGUCUGAAUAGCUUGGCUAGCAACGAGGGCGACGCCUGUGUGGCCAAUGGCACCUGUGCCUCCUGUGCAGGUAGCAAGUGCAACGUGGACAUUUUCCCUAUCAAUCGUCGCAAGUGCCACAUUUGCAAUUCGGUUGCCAACUCCGAUUGUGCCGCAGAGCCCAAUCAUUUGGCCAUUUGUCCCAUCUAUGCUGCUGAUGAUACCUGUGUAUCCUCCCGUGAUGCUGAUGGAUACAUUCAGCGAUCCUGCGGCAGUGGGCUUGAAUGUGAGAUCGAUGAUGAGGAUCAUUGCCAAGUGUGUAACACGGAUGGUUGCAAUACGGUCAAAUUCAAUGGCUCCGCUGCGCUCAGUGGCAUUGGCCUGAUCCUGACUCUUGCUGUAUCCCUGGUAACCAGUGGACGAUGGUUGUAGUGCAACUGUUCGACUUAUCACUAACUCGCCAUAGAUUAUAUUUAAAUAGAUUGUACAUAGUAUAUAUUCUAUACGAAGAACCGUAAAUUAAAACGAAAAUAUUUUAGAAUCA